This is a messenger RNA of Plodia interpunctella (Indianmeal moth), 3030 nucleotides long. RefSeq names its product odd paired (gene opa). Gene Ontology annotation, biological process: regulation of transcription by RNA polymerase II. Bases 497 to 1825 code for a protein of 442 amino acids. Gene Ontology annotation, molecular function: RNA polymerase II cis-regulatory region sequence-specific DNA binding; DNA-binding transcription factor activity, RNA polymerase II-specific. The transcript is spliced from 3 exons. Gene Ontology annotation, cellular component: nucleus. NCBI's taxonomy places the organism in Eukaryota, Metazoa, Arthropoda, Insecta, Lepidoptera, Pyralidae. The record is from RefSeq and is a predicted model, not a curated record.
GGGCGGCGACGCGGGAGCCCGCAGUCAUGCUGAGAGCCUCAGCGGAGUCACCGGACACACGUCGCGAAGCUUUUCAUCGCUCCGAGAAAAAUUCCUUGCGUGACGAUUUGACCAAAAAACGCAUGCAACCGCGAAACGCAGAAUUAGGCUGUGAAACCGACUCGAGAUUGUUAUAACGACGCGCCAAUCUCUGUGAUAGCAAUUGCACUAGUUAUAUGAGGAUACUGAAGUUUAUUUUAGAUAUUAUUAUUCGUAUACGUUGAGUGAAGUGUUUCAUAUUUACUUGUGUUGCAUAACUAGAAGUGAUUUUAACGGCUCACUACAUAUUAAAGACUGGAUUAACAUUCUUGUCAACAACAUCUUCUAGAAGAAAGAAAUGGUGAUUUGUUCGGAGGUUUGGCUAACUGCGUGACAAAAUCGCCGUCAAGCGGCCCGUCAGCAUCGGCGGAGACUUGUUUGGAAGCAGCGGCGAGCGCGGGUCCUCCCCGCCGCGUGGAUGGUGGCGGGCGAAUGGGGCUAUGCGCCGGCGGCGGCCACCCCUGCCAUGAACGCCUUCCUCGACACCAACCACGCGCACCUCGCCUCCUACGGCCUGAAGAUGUCGCCACAGCCGGCCUGCGGCGUCGGCGCCCAACACCGGGCCGCCGCGCCGCACCCGCCCCCUCCUCAUCAUCCGCCUCACUAUCAGCCCUAUCCUCUGCACUCCUACCAGACGGGCUACCUCCGGGAGUACGGGGGCUGUGGGGAGCUAUUUCCUCAACAACCAUUAGAGCAGAGUUGGGACUGGCGCGGUGACGUGCACUACCAGGGCGGUGCUCCUCCGCUCGUCCCACAUGCGCACGCGCACGCUCCUCAUGCGUUCCUCCGCUAUGUGCGCGCUCCUCCGCGACGGGACAUGCGCUGCCAAUGGCUCGACCCCGAGCAGCCCCCUCCGCGGAAAAUGUGCAACAAACUGUUUUCAAGUAUGCACGAGAUCGUGACGCACCUGACAGUGGAACACGUGGGCGGUCCGGAGUGCACGACGCACGCCUGCUUCUGGCAGGGCUGCUCGAGGAACGGCCGGCCCUUCAAGGCGAAAUACAAGCUAGUGAAUCACAUCCGCGUGCACACUGGAGAGAAGCCUUUCCCUUGUCCCUUCCCUGGCUGCGGCAAAGUAUUUGCGAGAUCAGAAAACCUCAAAAUCCACAAAAGAACACAUACUGGUGAGAAGCCGUUCAAGUGUGAGUACGCUGGCUGCGACCGACGGUUCGCCAACUCCUCGGACAGGAAGAAGCACUCACACGUCCACACGUCGGACAAGCCUUACAAUUGCCGCGUGCACGGGUGCGAUAAGUCCUACACACACCCCUCCUCGCUGAGGAAACACAUGAAAGUACACGGAGCCGCGGGUGACGCCUCGCCGAGGUACGACAGCGAUGGUGACGACUCCUCCUCAGCCGGCAGCGUGAGCGUCACCGCCGGCGCGGCUAGUCCGGCCGCACCCCUCCCCCCACCACCCGCCCCCGCGCCAACACAUCACCUACAUCACCAUCCAACGAUAACAGACAAACUAGAAAGCCUCAACGAAAAAUACCUCAACCCUCACGACCAAAAACCCUACGAACGCCCCCCUGCUGCGCCUCCUCAUCACAAUCAACCGCACAUUACAAACAUCGGCGGAAACGGUGUUAUGGACAAUAAAAUAGGUUUCGGCGGUCACUGGACGCAGUUUCAGCAGCCGGCGCCGGCGAUGCCGCACGGCGUGCCAGACUGGUGGUGUCCUACGCAGGAGACGUACCACCAUCACCACUUGAUGCACCACUCCGGUGCAGCCGCCGCUUACUGACCUCAUCGCGCUUAGGGAACUCUUCAUUCGACGAUCAGAAGUCACGGGUAACAAAAACACAUAAUUUGGCAAAAAGUUUUCAAUUUUAUGACACUCAUCUGCGCAAAAUUUUCGAUUUUUUUAUUGAACGUAGAAUGAAAAGUUCACUAAAGCGCAUCGUUAGUCAAUGCUUUUGAGAGUACAUUACGCUUAAUAAUAUAAAUAAAUCCGACCACAGACCUACCUAAUGUAUUUAUCAGCCGUCCGAGUUUAAUAUGUCCAGGGACUUUGUUAAUAGAUAUGUAAAUGUCAAAAGUAUUUGUUUCGAGUAAAAUUUUUAAAAACAAUUGAGUCUUGUUGAACAAUGAAUGCUGGUGUAAAUUUACAGCAUGUUGUAUUUUAAAAUAAAACAAAAUGCACUGAGAUCCUUAGAAUAUUGUUUGGAUCAUUGUACGACACGGCUUUUGUGAUAUCCUUGGUGGUAAUUAUGCUGUGUGCUGUGUAGAUUUUUGUCAACUGCAUUGUUGACAAUGAUUUAUUACCGUUUUGUACGUCCCAAACAGUCGCAUGUAAACAGUUACAUUUAUUGUGUACCGGGAAUUUGAAAUUAGACAUUUUGACCAUAUAAAAAGUUAAAUUAAAAUUUAGUACUUGUUUUUCCUUCAAACUAUAUUAUUUCUAGACUUUAAUGUUUCAUGCGCUCAAUUGUAUCUGAUUACAUUGUCGAUUGCCUAGUUAAUAUAAUAACCAUACGCCUUGUACUUUCAUAAAAUUCUAAUUAUCAGCAUGGCCAAAGCACCGAAGUCUUAUAAAAGUACGAUUUAUAGGUUGUAAAAAUCGUGUAAAGUAACUUUAAGAUAGCUUAUUCCAUGUAUAAAUAAAUAAAACGCCCAGUGAUAGUAGAUAUUAAGGGAUUGAUUUUUAUUGUAAAUUGUGUAUUUGCUAUUUAACUGUGCUACCUAUACCUAUGUGCUACCUAUCUUGGAAUGUAUUUCUACAUAAAAUGCUAUUAUAUAUUAUGUACCCAUAUAUAUUAUGAUGUUCAUAAUGACUAUUUUUUCACGGACCGUCUUAUUAGAUAGAAAGAAAAAAAAUAAAGUUGAACCUAUGUCUAUAUUAUUAUACAUAAAUGACUGAGAGCACGAUUUAUUUUUAAGUUAUUUUAAGAGAAAAUUGUUGUCUUUUCUACAGCCCUGUAAAUAGCAAAGGAAUAAAUGAAAAACAUA